CGGCGGCGCCGUCGUCGUCGUCGCACAUGAUGAAGACCACGAAGAGAGGCAGACCCUUCCUCAAGGACACUCUUGACCUCUUCGCAACACUUAUCGUAUCGCUCGAGCUGCGGACAAACAGGCAGUUCUUCCGCAACUUUCCUAAUUCCUUCUUGACUGACGAUGCGGCACGAAACCUCGCCUCUCUCAAAUUCUCGCAAUCCAACCGUGGGCCGGAUCCCCGAGACCCAUCCCGGAUAGUAACGACCACGACUACGACGACAUUCUCCAUGACCCGUGACAUGGCCAAGGCGAUGUGCCAGCACUUUAUGGAUGCGCGACUUAUCGAGAACGCCGCCGACCCAGGCUCAAACCUCUUCAAGGAUCGGGGUGUCUACGUCCUCACGCCGAAGGGGCUCCACGUGUUGGAACGUUUCAUGAGCAAGAACGGCAUAAACGGCGACCAUCUGGCGCAUGUCUUCACCACUCAGCCAAUCUGCAUGAAGCUCCUCCAUCUUGAGCGACGUUCGGUCGACGACGAGAUUAUUGUUUCUCACGGCGUCAUCACUGCCCUCUUCCGUCGGUUCGUCGGCAGGCAAGCCAACUACCUACCAGAUAACAUCGAUUCGAUGGACACGUUCCAAAAGUACCACGAACGGUCGAAGGGAGUGGCACUCAUGGAUGUUACGGAGCGGGCAGCUGCUGUUGGAGGCAAGACCGUCACGCAGAGGGCAUGCUUCCCCGCCGUUGCCGCGCUUGAGUGGUUGUGCGACUUUACCUCGGUCAUCGGUAGGGAGGAGGCAGCGGAGAUGGCAGCACAGUUCGUUCGCUACGGCCUGAUUACUCUGGUCAGCGACAAGCGCAGGAACAACGACUCUGCGAUCAUCUUCACGGUGCGGGGCGCAGCAGGCGGUCCUAACUCGCCCAUCCAGCAACAUGGCGAGUUCCGCUGUACGGCGAAAGCUAUCUACAAAAUCACCGAUGAGGGUCGUCGACUCGCGCGCUGGGAUCAGUCCGAGGGUGUGUCCAGCUCACCGAACAGCUCAUCGGCGGCGCUGUCGGGCAAUGCGCGAUCGUCAGAAGACGCCGACAACGACUCGAAAAACGGUGAUGCCGCAGCCCAGAGGCUUCAUCGCCGUAUGUCUAUGACAGAGCGUUUGAACGGCAGUCACGAAGGCGAUGGCAAGAAGUCGAACAAGAAGGAGAAUAAUUCGGAGCGACUCAAGUACAUCAUCGAGGAGCCCCAGUUGCGGAACCUCUUCCGUGAAUUCUUGCGGUCGAACUUCUGCGAGGAAAACUUAUCGUUCUACCUUGAUGUUCUGGAUUUCAAGCGCAAGUUCCAGAUCACGUCGUCCGCUGUCGCCGCGACUUCGAACCCUCGUCCCGUUAAGGGAACACCCGGCCAAGCCGCGAUGGAACGUCAUCAUGAGUCCCUCAUCCAGACAGCGUUCGUUAUUUACAACACCUACCUCGCGCCAUCAAGUCAGUGCGAACUCAACAUCGACCACGGUCUUCGCAACGAGCUGUCGGGUUACCUCAGCGACGUGAUUCAGAAUCUGACCGGGAAGGCCUUCCAGGGCCGGGUCGAGAUGGAUCAGGCGAACGCCUUCAACGCGACGCAGCUCCAGACCAUGAUUCGCUUAUACGAGCGUAUUCAGACGCACGUCUUCAGGUUAAUGGCGACAGAUUCGGUGCCUAAAUUCAUCAAGACGCCGAAGUUCCUUGCCCUCAAGAUUAGGUUAAACGAUGAUGACGACAGCUUGGACGAAUUCCCGGUGAUGACGGCCAACUCGUCGACUCCAUCCGUGCCACCAGGCCUAAACGAAGAAGAGGUUGGCGGCGCAUACGUGACUGUGUCGCAGAGAGCGGCUGCGAUGGAUCGAGCGGGCCAACCACAUUCAUGAACUCCCAUCGAGCACGCCAUGUCGUUCCUCGAUCUCUGCCCAAACGCCAUCUACCGUACAGCUCAUUUAUGCGCCCAUGUCUAUGCCGCCUCGAUCCCCCGGUUAUGCCUGUAUGUCACACCACCAUGUCACCAUUAUGCCUGUCACAACGCACCUGUACAUCUCCCGUCGCCGGUCCGAAUCAGCUCCAGUCUUGGUCGCCUCACAACCUGCAACUUUUUUUUAUAUUUUCUUUCCACACUUGACACCCCGGGGGUCUUGUGUUCGUACUAAUCAGACUCUGGCAUUUUCUUCUUCUUCUAGUAGUGCAAGUGCAUUCAUAUUUUUUUACUUCCUUUGGUUUCAUCGCAUCAUUGGUCCUUUUUUCAUCCUAUUCUCUGCAUUAUGUACCAUCUAAGAACUAAUACCCUAC
Molecule: messenger RNA, 2295 nt
Organism: Phanerochaete carnosa HHB-10118-sp
Lineage: Eukaryota; Fungi; Basidiomycota; Agaricomycetes; Polyporales; Phanerochaetaceae
Exons: 5
Coding region: 27-1883 (618 amino acids)
Biological process (GO): intracellular signal transduction
Source: RefSeq, a predicted model, not a curated record